Beta vulgaris subsp. vulgaris (sugar beet) is the source of this 4798-nucleotide messenger RNA. RefSeq lists its product as uncharacterized. Gene Ontology annotation, biological process: DNA repair. Bases 108 to 950 code for a protein of 280 amino acids. Gene Ontology annotation, molecular function: RNA endonuclease activity producing 5'-phosphomonoesters, hydrolytic mechanism; single-stranded RNA binding. Lineage: Eukaryota; Viridiplantae; Streptophyta; Magnoliopsida; Caryophyllales; Amaranthaceae. The transcript is spliced from 9 exons. Gene Ontology annotation, cellular component: cytoplasm; nucleolus. The record is from RefSeq and is a predicted model, not a curated record.
CACUCUUUGCGUACGUGUACUCGUGUAGUGGCAUCUCCUAGCUAACCCAAACUGGUGUACUCCUGAGUCCUGACAUGAUUUCAUCCGACUAAAAUUGCAGAAACGCCAUGGAAGAAGAGACUUCCUCUUCAUCUGCGCAUCAAAACCACUGGAUUGCAAUUCAAGAUCAACUCAGAAACAAAUUAAUCACAGAAGAUGAAUUUUCAUGGGAACUUCCUUCAUCAUCAUCAUCAUCUUCUGUGGAUGUAGGAGAGAGAAAAGAGGUGUUAAAAUAUGUGGGAGGGGUUGACAUAAGCUUCUUGAAACAAGACCCUUCAGUUGCAUGUGGGACCCUUGUAGUUUUAGAGCUUGACUCUUUGAAGGUUAUCUAUGAUGAUUUCAGUGUGUCUAAGCUUAAGAUCCCCUACAUUCCGGGCUUCCUCGCUUUUAGAGAGGCUCCUAUUCUUCUGAAGCUUUUGGAGAAAAUGAAGGAAAAUGCUCACCCAUUCUAUCCCCAGCUCCUGAUGGUUGAUGGCAACGGAUUGCUUCAUCCUCGAGGUUUUGGCUUGGCUUGUCACCUUGGAGUUAUGGCUGACCUUCCAACAAUUGGAAUAGGAAAAAAUUUACAUCAUGUUGAUGGUCUAACCCAUUCAGAAGUUAUAGAGCAUUUGGAGGCUGCCGAAGGCAAACAGUCUGUUUAUUUGAAUGGAAACUCUGGACAUACCUUGGGUGUGUCUCAUGUAUUUGUCACAGGCUAUGAGAUCCACAUUGGGUGCUUUGAAGCCUAUUUUUAUUUCAAUUGGUCAUCGUAUUUCACUUACCACAGCCGUACAGAUUGUGCAAAGGACUUGCAAGCACCGUGUGCCAGAGCCAAUCAGGCAGGUAAUAUUUACUUAUCCUUUGCUCACAGCCACAGGUAUGGCUUGUGUCACUGUUAUCAUUCCACAAAGUAUGUGGAUUCUAAUAAGUAGCGAUUUUGAUGGUUCAUGCUCUAGAGAGGCAUUGAUUUGACAUGAAACUCCAUUGCAAUUCACAGAAGUAUUGAGAACUCCGAUUCAUGUUAGUUGUUGUUGUUUUAGUUUAGCAUGUAUUGAGAACUCAGGUUCAUGUUAAUUGCUGUUGUUAUAUUUUAGUGUGAGGCUGAGGCAGGCCCGGCCCUGGGGCAGGGCAGGCGGGGCGCCCGCCCAGGGCCCAGAAAUCUGCAGUAGCUUAGCUAAUUAAUCCAGCACUAAAAUUUCAUAUAUCCCCUACUGGAAAGAUGGUAUUGGAGUCCUCAUGUGAGGAUGUUUAUAGUCCGCCGUUCGACUCCUGUCACAACAACUGCCUAAUUUUUUGUUUUGUUUUUAUUUUUUCUUUUUUUUAAAAACUUUUUGUUUUGUUUUUCUUUUUUCUUUUUUUUUGUUUUUCUUUUUUUUUCUUUUACAAUUGCAAAGAUCUUUUAUAUUUUCUUCUUACAAUAUUUCCGGCUUAUACCUUCAUUUCCUUUCUACCACCAUAUUAUAUUAUUUUAUUUUUUUAGUCAGUAUGAUCUUAUAUCUUAUAUACCUUAAAAUUGUAAAUUAUUAAAAAAUAAUGUAUACAACCUAAAGCAAAUACUUAGAUUCUUAAUAUUAUUUGUGUUGGGUGAUAAAAUAUAUUUUAUAUUUUCGAUUUUAUUCGUCUAGUUAUUAGUUUAUAUAAUUUAUUAAAGGCUACUUCAUCCGUCCCACAAUAGUUUGAACACUUUGUUUUUUGUUUGUUCCAUUUCAGUUUUACACACUUUUAUUUGGCCCCACUAUUAUUAUGUGAUUUCUCUCAUUUUCAGUAUUAGUACCUACCAACUCCUAUUACAUACAUUUAUUUUCUAAAAUAAAAAUAACAUUUGAAGAUCACACUAGAAAUUAUUUCUUACAUUACGUGACCUAACAAGUAUAUUUCUAGGACGGAGUGAAUAUUAGAUAUACAUUAAUCAUAUAAAAAUAAUCAAAAAAUUUUAUAUAGUUGUUGAUAAACAUGAAUUAGUCGAUUCUCAAAUAGUUUUUAUCCUAUAAACAUGCAUAUUUUGUUAAAUGUAUAUUAUACAUUAGGGCCCUUUUUCAUAUAUUGCCCCGGGCCCAAUAAUGUUCAGGAACGGCCCUGGGCUGAGGUGAACCACUAAUUGUCAACAACAAAGAUUUUAAAGUGACACUGCUAAAUUGAUGUUAAGGAGUGGAUUGAUGGGUUUCCUUGCAUCAACUUAUAUUCAUGUGCAACAUUCUGAUUACUAAUAUAAAUUCUAAAUUUUUGGUCCUCUGGAGUUUCAGAAGCCUAUUGCUUCCCUACUGAAGCAUUCUCAGGUCUCAGCACAUUAUUUUCUUUUGAUAAUUUACUUUCAUUUCAGUUUUGUUCUUGCUCUGUUGCUGAAUGAAGGUGAUUGCAUUUUCUGACUCCUUUGUACAUAAUGAAUGUCAUGAUUAUCUCUAAGAUAUUAGAUGCUGGUUUCUCUUGGCCGAUGUAAGGUCGAGAGAGUAUCUGCGCAAGCAUCCAUGUUUACCACAAUGUCUCUAACAAGGUGAGUUUUAAAUGUAAUCUCUAAAGAACAAUUAACAUGAACAAUCAAACUUUUGACCAUUUUAAGGAAAAUCCCAACUCUAUGGUCUUCUCAAUUCUCAUGAUAGCCAAUCCAGCCACACCAUAUCCCAGAAUGAUAUUCUAUUGGGGAUGCCUUCUCCAAAGAUUGAGUAACUUGAAGAACAGAUUAGCAGGUUAAAUAUUGAUGUUAAUUUUUCCUUCAAAAAAUACUUCCCUUGCCCCCUUUUCUUCCCUCUGCUUGACCAACAGCUUCCCCUGGUGUUUUUUUUUUUUUUUUUUUUUUUUUUUGUUAAUUAAACCCACUUUUCCUUUUCUUUGUCCCCUUUUUCUAAUCAUAAUUUUUUUAACUCUAUUAUUCUUGCUUUGAAUGAUCACAAUAUUCUUUCCCCUCCUCUUCUCUCUUGUUUUGUCAUUUGUGGGCACCGAAUGUGUAAGUUCAGUUUUUAGUUUCAUUUUGGACCAUAUCCAAUCCAAUCCGAAUUUACCAAAUCCUGAAAUAGAGCUUGUUAGUUUGGAUCCAAUCCAAGAGUCCAAAUCAUUAACUUCUAUUUAUUUCGAGCAGCAUAAUGGCUAAAAGACAUUAUUCUCUAAUAUAAUACUUCCCUCCUUUUUUUACUGAUAAUGUUCUUGACUUUUGUACUAUUUAUACACUUAUGUUGUCCAGAAGUUUUUGAACAAUAUACAACACAGAUUUGGCAUGUAAGAUGUUGGAUUUAUUUCAAUAUAUUGUUACAAGAUUUCAACUUAUAUAUUUUUUACAAAUCAAAAUUAAAGACAUUAAUGGUCAAAGUUGUAUAUGACAAGCGUGAGUCAAAACGUUGCAAGUAAAAAAAAGAGGAAGUAUCUCUUACAAGCCCCAAAAACUGACCCACCUGAAUAAGAAUUUUAGCUCAAGUUCCUAAAUAUAGUCAUAUAAGAAGUUUUAUAAAAGCUUAAAGGUGCGCAUUGCCAAUAAACUUAUACAUACUCAAUAAACUUAUACAAGAACACGACAACUGAAGAUAACAAUAACUGAUUAUAAAUAUAUAGUAUUGAUUAGAUACGUAAUAACGGUAAGUAUCGGACGAAUAAAUAUUCAAAUAUGAAUUUCAAAGAUAUAUUAACCUAAAAAAAGAUAUAUAAAUAUCCGAUUUAUUCAGUUGUUUUGGACCCAAACAUCAGAUCCGAAUUCAAUCUAAAAAUCCGAUUUUUGAAAAUAUUGAGUCCAAAUUCUAUCUGAAUUACUAAUUUGGUUUGGAUUGGUUUUUAUCUAAAUCACUUACACCUCGCACUGAUAAUUGAUUGAAUUUUCUUACUGAACUCAUUUAACUUUGUGAUCAUUCACAUGUUUUAUCUCGCUUCUCAGAUAUGUGUUGCGGACUUGCUGGUCACCAAAGUUUUUUUUUUGAUAGGAGAAAUUGUUAACUGCUUAAUUCUUAUACAAGAAAAGAAAAGGCAUCCUAAAUUGUAAAUGUGAAUGAUUUUGCUCUGGGGUUAAUCUUGGUACCUUUGAGAAAGAGGUCAGAGAGAGGAAAAAUUUCUGUUGCCAAAAUGAUUGUCUAGUAAGUGUUUGAAUGAGCCUCUCACGCAUAAAUCAUAAUUACCUUCUCACUCUCCUCAUAUGUUCUUAAGUGCUGAAUCUAUGAGACAUUGGAAAUACAUAGUCCUUUUUUUAUUGCUGAUGAAUCUUCUUGUGCGAUUUACCAACAGACGGAGCUUGACUUAGUAAUUACAAGAUGGUCUUAUGAUUUUGAAUCAGUCCAGAACUCCAUUUUGUCUUGUUUUAGAAGCAUGAGCAACAAACAUAAACAGAACAAAUCUGUGGUUUUCUACCUAGCUUAAACUCCAAAUGCUCCAAUACUAUUGAUUUCGUUAGUGAUUAACUGACUACUAGAAGUAGUUCCAACUUUCAAAUUGCUGGUUUGGUCAUGUUUAGAUUUCUUGAGGCAUAAUGCUGGUGAAAUGUGCUGUCUACAAUGAUGCAUCCAUCCUUCUUGAGCAUUUUUGAGCUCAUUUGUUAAGCAAAGAAAUAGGAAGGAGAUUGAACCAAGAAUGCAGGACAAUGUUUGCUAUUUUUCUACGUGGACAGUUCUUGUAAUUUUUUUCUUGAAAUGUGUAAAAGAAGCCGUUUUUUUUUUUUAUUUUUAAAAUAAAUAAAUAAAUGGAGAAUUGCAAUUCUGCAAAAACUAGGCAGAUGCUGUAUUUCACUGAUGAUGAGAGCAAAGCUUGUAUAUUCAGAAUACAGUUUGUCAGUGUAUAGUAUAUGCUUCAAUGUACUUAAUUUUAUUCA